Messenger RNA from Penicillium egyptiacum, 181 nucleotides. The record is from the annotation of a GenBank genome assembly. NCBI's taxonomy places the organism in Eukaryota, Fungi, Ascomycota, Eurotiomycetes, Eurotiales, Aspergillaceae.
CGUAGAGUGCUGGAUGAGGUUGAACCCCCGCCACCCACAUACGCCGAUUUGUCGACGUUUACGCGGGAUGAGUGGCAGGAAUUCAGGCGCAACGGUGCGCGCCGCGAAUUCGUGGGGGAGGAAGCCAUUGCCGAACACCUGAUCGCCAAAACGCGGGCACAGGCUCGGAGAAAAAAGCGGC